UAGUAAUAAAAGUAUUUAAACCCAUUUAUUUACUAUUUUAAGCAAUAUUAUACACAUAGUAUGACGUUUAAAGUAAGGACGUCUGUACUUGACAACUCCGAUGGGUCAGCCGAACUAACUACUUCGGAUGUUAAAUUAAUUGUAUCUAUAACAGGACCUAUUGAACCUAAACCACGUCAAGAACUCCCCAAUGUCGCUAGUCUAGAAAUUGUAGUUAGACCAGCAGUAGGUUUAAGUACCACAAGAGAAAAGGUACUUGAAGAUAAACUUCGUGGUAUGUUACAAGCAGUCAUAGUGAGACAUUUAUAUCCUCGACAAUUAAUUCAAAUAAUAGUUCAAAUUCAAGCCACUCCAUUAUCCAAACAUCAAGGUGGUGCAUAUUCAAAUCAUCGUGAUGAAGUGGAAUAUUCCAAUGUUGAAUUAAAUGCGGCUAUAAAUGGUUGUUAUUUUGCAUUGGUUGAUGCCGGCAUAGCAUUAUACAGUUCAUUUGCUUCAACAUGUAUUUCAAUAACCAAACCACAUGAGAUUAAUGAUAAUCAGGAAUAUAUAAUUCAACCAACAUUAGAUCAAUUAAAUAAUAGUUCUAGUCAUCAUAUAAUAUGUUUUAGUAUAGAAGAUAAAAAAGCUACCAAAUUAUUACUUAUUGAUAGUCUUGGUGAAUUUACUGAAGAAGAAUUAUUUACUGUCAUUAGCAAAGGAGUUGAACAAACUGAAUUAUUACAUGAAAAUUAUCAACGGAAAUAUAUAUCUGAUAAGAUCCAUAAUGACUAUAUUUGGAAGUCAUGAAACAUCCCAAUUUAGCAUAUCAUAUACGCAUAAUAAAUGAUAUAUGUAAUUGUAUAAUAGUAAUAAUAAUGAUAUAAUAAUAAUAAUAAUAUAAUAUAUAUAUAUAUAGAAAAAUAUUGUAC
Scheffersomyces amazonensis is the source of this 908-nucleotide messenger RNA. Its product is annotated as exosome non-catalytic core subunit. Gene Ontology annotation, biological process: poly(A)-dependent snoRNA 3'-end processing; U4 snRNA 3'-end processing; nuclear mRNA surveillance. Gene Ontology annotation, cellular component: nucleolus; cytoplasmic exosome (RNase complex); nuclear exosome (RNase complex). Bases 61 to 786 code for a protein of 241 amino acids. NCBI's taxonomy places the organism in Eukaryota, Fungi, Ascomycota, Pichiomycetes, Serinales, Debaryomycetaceae. The transcript has a single exon. The record is from RefSeq and is a predicted model, not a curated record.